AUGGAGAACCCGCACGAGGCUGAGCAGACGCGCUUGCUAGAGCGCAUCAUCAAGAACGUCGACAAAUGCAAUGAGGCUGUCCUCGAGAUGAACAACUGCGUCAAGGUGAGCUUUGUCCAAGCCUGUGAGCUAAUUGUCCAGGAGAUCCUCGAGUCUUCGCACGCAAUGGUCAUGUCUGCGCAGCUGUUCGAUAACUAUACAGACAGCGCUGCCAACUACAUGGAGAACCUCAAGAUGAUGCCGAAGCCGAAGUGA
Trichosporon asahii var. asahii CBS 2479 is the source of this 255-nucleotide messenger RNA. RefSeq lists its product as uncharacterized. Gene Ontology annotation, cellular component: DASH complex; mitotic spindle. The transcript has 2 exons. Gene Ontology annotation, biological process: attachment of spindle microtubules to kinetochore. The record is from RefSeq and is a predicted model, not a curated record. Lineage: Eukaryota; Fungi; Basidiomycota; Tremellomycetes; Trichosporonales; Trichosporonaceae. The coding region runs from base 1 to 255 and encodes 84 amino acids.